Messenger RNA from Ochlerotatus camptorhynchus, 777 nucleotides. RefSeq lists its product as uncharacterized. The record is from RefSeq and is a predicted model, not a curated record. The coding region runs from base 81 to 686 and encodes 201 amino acids. The transcript is spliced from 2 exons. NCBI's taxonomy places the organism in Eukaryota, Metazoa, Arthropoda, Insecta, Diptera, Culicidae.
AUCAUUUUGAUUCUUUAACGUUCCAUAAAAGAAAUUCCAAAACUCGUUCUGCUUUGUCUGUCCAACACUGUCAUCAGGCAAUGACUCCAACUCGCGGUAACAAACGUUCCACUGUAGCCGGUUUCCGAACUAGCUACGAACAGCGAAGGCGCCGUCUUCGUCAUCUGGUCAGCUAUGCUUCGUCAACGUCAAGUCUAAGCGUACCGGUCCCGGUAAUCCGGGUUCCAUCUUCUACGCGCCCUACUUCACUAUCGCGCGAUGGAAAUAACAAUGCUCUGGAUUCCAACAUAAGACCGUACCUGGUCGGAGCCUUCAUCUAUAAGCCAACCGGAUUGGAGGAUCUACAACUUCAUGUUUUCGAAUCACAUCAAGUCAGAGUUCGUCACAUGGAACCGGAAUCCGGUGCACUUCAACGAAUCGCAAAUGAAUAUUCUGUCGAUACUGCGGGGAAAUCUACGUUCGUCAGUAGUAUGUAUUUGGUUCAGAAGUACGUUCCAGUUCGGUGCUCCAGCGAAUGUCUGCUUGAGCUCAAAAGGAAGGCUUUCUGGAGAGUUAGUCAACAAUAUCGAGUCAACUUAAACUUCAAGAGAAAGUACGUUCCUGCUCUGAGGCAUGAAUAUGAUCCGAUUGAUGGGGAAUUCUUCAGUUAUCAGUCAACGGUUUGUUUAAAUGUGUCCGGAAAUUGAUUAUAGGAUGUUCGAAGAAACUACUGGACCACCGAUCGUUGAAUGUGUUUUGUUUUAUUUUAAAUUAUUAAUCAUAAUAUAAUAGUUCAAA